AAGCUCCCCGCGCUCGCCUGUGUAACUAAGAGCGACACCACCCUUUCAGCCUCUCUGACGCGGAACCAUAUUUCGACACGCAACUCCUCACAAUUACACGUAACCCCAACCAUGGCGGGCGAUUCUCAAAAUCCCCUUGUGUCCAACACGCGCGCUUCGGACACAAGCCCCACGGUGCAGCUGCACCCGCUGGUGCUUCUCACAAUAACCGACUGCAUUACGCGACAUACACUUCGACAACAAGAAGGACCUUUAGUCGGAGCGAUUCUCGGUCAGCAGAAUGGCCACGAGGUCACAAUGGAAGUUGCGUUCCAGGCAAAGCUGAUGUCGAACCAUCACGGCGACGUGGUUCUCGAUGACGAGUGGUUCAUGAAGCGGUUGGACGACUACAAAGACGUUCACAAGCAACCGCAGCUCGACAUUGUUGCCUGGUUCACGCUCGCCCCGCCCACAGGUCCAACGCCCGAGAUACUACCCAUCCACAACCGCAUAUCAGAGCUCACUGACUCACCGAUUCUGUGCUUGUUCCAUCCCUCCGAUGCCUACUCGGAAGCCACGACCGCCGGAAAGCUGCCACUCACGCUGUAUGAGACCGUUCACGAGAAUGCAGCUGGCGGACCCAACGACAAAGCGAUGGACAUCGAUGGCGCUGUACAGAACAAAGCGCUGAAAUUUAGGGAGCUUGUAUACACAGUCGAGACGGGCGAGGCAGAAAUGAUUGCCGUGGACUUCGUGGCUCGCGGAGGUGGCAACGCUACUGCCGUCGAAGGCUCAUCUGCUGCAUCAAAGGGCAAGGACGGCAAGGCUGCAGAGGAAAAGGAUAGGAAGGCUAAAGGAAAGCAGAAAGAGACGCCAAAAGAAGAGACCAUUGAUGAGUCGGCCGCAUUGACUGCUGAAGACGAGGAGCUGUUGUCAACACUGACCGCAAAGAUGAACGCCAUCCGCAUGCUGAGCCGCCGCAUCUCGCUCCUCCGCACCUACCUCGCCUCUCUCCCGCCAUCCUACCUCUCCGAUCCUUCCCUCCCACUAGACCCAACCCCAUCCAACGACCACCCUCUCCCGCUCAAUCACUCCAUCCUCCGCAGUGUCUCCGCCAUGCUCGCCCGUAUCAACAUUCUUGCACCGCCCGAUGUCGAAGCUUUCACACUCGAGUCUCAACAAGAGGCUUCAGAUGUCCAGCUCGUCCAAUUGCUUUCAUCCAUUACAAACUCGGUGUCUGCAGCGAGGGAUCUGGGCAAGAAGAGCCAGAUUGUUGAGACUGGUAAGAGCCAAUCUCGGAGAGGAGCGGGCGGAAUGGGCUCAAUGAUGGGCGGGGGAUACGAGGGCGGUGGACAGUACUUCGACACGAUCAUGGGAGGGGGAACGUCACGGCAGUUUAGGGCGGACCAAUGGAGCUGAGCUGAGCUCAGUCUUCAAAUCUUGAGUUCUGCAGUCUGCUAACGAGCGGUGUAGAGCGUCGGGUCGGCGGCAAGUCGUCGCUGUCACUUUUGUCCUCGUCGUUGUCCUCCCAAUUGGUGCUCCCGAGAGUACCGGAUCGCGCACUUCGCUGUAGGUCGUCGGAGCCUGGGAACGAGCUUGGAAAUGACGCCGAGGACUGGGAUGUGAAGUUUUGAGCGAGUAGAUGGAUGGCGAAUGGGUGUCGGGAGACAGCGCAUCAGGAACACCCCUGGUACAUAGACUUAUGAAUUACGAAAGCGUUUGCUUGAUGGCUGGCGAUGUGAAAUUGCACAGGGUGUGCGAUUGAUGGACUUGUUGAACACUGCUCAAUGAGAUUUUUCGGUGUUGUCCAUUUGUUGAUGCUCUGGGUGACUGGCUAACU
This is a messenger RNA of Paraphaeosphaeria sporulosa, 1819 nucleotides long. RefSeq lists its product as uncharacterized. The record is from RefSeq and is a predicted model, not a curated record. The coding region runs from base 112 to 1398 and encodes 428 amino acids. Gene Ontology annotation, biological process: protein deneddylation. Gene Ontology annotation, molecular function: metallopeptidase activity; protein binding. NCBI's taxonomy places the organism in Eukaryota, Fungi, Ascomycota, Dothideomycetes, Pleosporales, Didymosphaeriaceae. Gene Ontology annotation, cellular component: COP9 signalosome. The transcript has 2 exons.